This is a messenger RNA of Lachancea nothofagi CBS 11611, 5124 nucleotides long. Lineage: Eukaryota; Fungi; Ascomycota; Saccharomycetes; Saccharomycetales; Saccharomycetaceae. The record is from the annotation of a GenBank genome assembly.
AUGGAGCUUAUUCAAGGCCUUAUUCAACCGCCAAAAACCCAGUCCGUAGAUGACACUAUUCCGACAUUAUGUGAUCGAGUCGAAAAUGCUACACUACUGAGUGAUAGACGAUCCGCGGUGUUAGGUCUCAAGUCUUUCAGCAGGGGCUAUAGAGAAGCGGUAAUUGCUUCUGGACUAAAGCCGCUGAUAAGUACGCUCAAGAAAGACGUUGCGGACGAGGAUUCUGUUAAGGCGAUCUUGGAAACACUUCUAAUCUUAUUUAUUCGAGGCGAAGGAAAUGCAGACCUGACCCGCAAUUGGAUCUCACAAGAGUCGCGGCUUCGAAAUGGGAAAUACCCGUCGCCGCUUAUCAUGAAGCAGGAGCAAGAACAUGAAUCUGUAGACCAGUUUUCACUAUGGAUAGCAGAUUUCAUGACACAAACCGAUGAAUUGGUGCAUCUAUUUGUGCGUCUUUUGGAGUUGGAACAUUUUCACAUCAGACUGUAUACAGUUCAACUUCUAGAAGCUUUUGUAGCUUCACGUCCCUCUCGAACUCGUGAAGCAAUUAUCUCGAUACCCAUCGGCGUUUCAACUUUAGUAUCACUUUUGGAUGAUAUUCACGAACCAGUCCGCGACGAAGCAAUCUUGCUUCUCAUGGCUGUUGCCAACAAUAGCACGCAUAUACAAAAAUUGGUGGCAUUUGAAAACAUUUUUGAAAGACUAUUCAAAAUCAUCGAAGAAGAAGGUGGUCUACGUGGAUCUUUAGCGGUCAGCGAUUGUUUGUUGCUAAUUGUCAACAUCUUGAAAUAUAACACUUCAAACCAGACAUUGUUUCUAGAAACUGGCAACUUACCACAAAUGGCGAGGCUUUUGAAUGAACCAAUGGAUGAGGCGUUUUUUUGGAAUGAGCAGCGGCUGCUCAAUAUCAGGACCGCUAUGGAAAUAUUGAAGCUCACAGUUGAACCGCACCAUACCACCACGCCUGAGCACCAAAGAGCUCUUCAUAAUUCACACCUUCUGAUGAUAGUACUUAGGUUGGCAUUGCUACCAACAACACCAAAUACAGUGCGCCCCUUCGCGCUCCAUACCGCUGCUGAUAUGAUAAGAGAUAAUCAUGAAGUUCAACAGGAGUUUAGAAAGAUAGACGUUCCUUUUUUCGACCCAAGUCUGAAUGGACCUCAAACUUUAGAUAAUCCAAAACUUGUGCCUGUCACAGAGCUAAUAAUGAGCUGGUGUUUUUUUGCGAACUCCAUCCACACUUUCGGUAUUAGAUAUGCGUCAUCUGAACUGUUGAAAGCACAUCUUACUAAUAAUAAGGACCUGAAGCUCACUUUCGUCAAAGACCAGGUAUUGCUUUACAAUGAUUUCAAUGAUUUAAGCAAUGAAAACAAAAAUAGUGAUAGGAACCCAGGCAUCUUCAGUGUUAUUCUCGACUACGACCCGGAAUUAAAACUAAAUCCGUACAAACUGUACUACGCUGUGGAUCUGUUGCUUUUUCUCUUUGAUGGAGAAAAUAACAGUGAUAUUCGAGAUUUAGCUAGAGGAGUAGAAUGCAAGGAUUAUGGCAUUGAUGAAGAUGAUCAAAAAUCAACAAGUCCUAUUCAAACAAUUUUGGAACUUUUAUUAACAUCUUUAUCCUUAGAAGAUUCGAGGAUACCAGUCUCCUACCUAUGCGCUCUUAUUUACUGGCUCUUUGGAGACUCAAAUGCUGUCAACGAUUUUCUGUCUGAUAAGGCGGUUCUCAACUCACUCAUCUCAUACAUUUCGCACAUAAAUGAUGACAACAUAACCGUCAGUUGCCUGAUUAGCAUGCUAUUAGGUGUAGCAUAUGAAUUUUCUACUUCAAACAGUAGUAUUCCCCGAGCAGAACUCUACGAACUACUGGUCAAGAGCGUUGGAAUUGAUAAUUAUACCUCAAAAGUCAAGCAGUUCGAAGAAAAUUCCUUGUUCACCGACUCGAUAGACGCGAACUAUUUUUUGAGCACUUUCGAGACUGAUGCUACUGGCUUGCCUAAAAUUUACUUCAGCCGUUACUUUAAGGCUCUUUUAAAAGAUAACCUUUAUAGGAUCAAGACUGCCUUAAAAAGAGACCCCGCAACCGAAAUAGUUAGUAAAGUCUCAUUCCAGGCUUUUGAAGAGCUCCAACAACAGAAGCAUCUGAUAGAACGAAAACUGACUGAGACUGAAGAACACUCGAAAGAACAGAUAAAGGCGUUACGAGAGUCUCUUCACAACGUCGAAGAAGAGCUAACGAAAAUGCAACUCAAAAGUGAUGAUGCCUCCACUAGCAUGAAGCAAAAUAACGAGAAACUCGAAAAGCUUAAAGGUGAGAAUGAAGACAUCAAUAAAAGUUUGGAGGCGUUGAGGACACAUAAUGAUGAGCUCUUGUCGACAAAAGCCAAUCACGAAGCCAAACUUAGCAGCCUUGAGACGAAGCUUUCAGAAAAGCAAGCGCUUGUUGAAAAACUAAAUAAAGAGCUUAGCAGUUUGACAGAGAGUAAGAACAUUGCCGAGGACGGCAUCAAUAAGAUGAGUCGAGAGCUGUUCGCGCUGUCAAAAGAACAUAAAAAUUUGAAGCAUGAAUCUUCAAAAAAUCAGUCUGAUUUGGAAAACUCAAUAAAGCGUUUGAAGAGCGAUCUUAAAACCCUCGAAGAAAAAAACGCUCAAAAAGAAGUAAAGAUCAAUAAUGCGCUCAGUGAAUUGGGGGUGCUAAGAAAUGAGAAAAAAGCAUUCGAGACUGACAAAAUCUUUUUGGAAAAAGAUCGCUCCACUCUGAACUCUAGACUUGAGAGUCAAGGAAUUCAUGUAUCAAGAUUAACAGCCAAACUCAAAGAACUUGCUGAAAAAUGGAAAGAGCUAGAUGAAGAAAAUAGAUCCAAUUUGGCCGAGCUUGAUAAGUUCACCAAAAAAAGCCACGAACAGAUUUCAAAACUCGAGAAGGAGAUUGGGGUGCUUCGAGAACACAACACUACUAUAAAGGGUGAAAAUGAGCACUUAGUGUCCAAGCUUGAAAGACUCGAAAAAUCCUUGAAUGAAACUACUGAAAAGCACGAAAAACUCCUGGCGGAAAACGGAGACCUGAAAAGCAAACUUGAGUAUUCUUCUGUUGAAAUGGAACAAAUGAAAGCCAUUCAUAUGGAUUUCAGAAGCGAGCUUACUGGCGUUCGAGCCAAAAUCACCCAAUACACUGACGCGCUUAAGAACUUACAGAAAAUCUAUGAUGAAAAUGUAAAAGAACUUCAAAGUAGAUCAGAUUCCAUUGACAGCUUAAAGAAAAGAUUGGAUAUUACUGAUACGGACAGGAUGUCAAGUGAUGAACUUAUAAAAGACCUCAACACUAAGAUCCUCGAGCUUGAGAAAACUGCAACAAAUCUUGCGGAUGAAAACGCAGCAGCGAAAUCUAAUAUAAGAGAUCUCACCGUCGGUUCUCAAGAGGAGAAAAGGAAUUUUCUUGAAAAAAAGGCCUCCCUUGAACAAAGAAUAAAUGAUUUAAUGCAAGACAGGGAUGACGUCAAAGCAUCUUUGAUGAAGUCGAAGGGUGAGGUAGCAGAGAUAGAGAACUCAAAGAAAGUACUCAAAAACGAGCAUGAAGAUAAAAUAAAAAAUCUGGGAAUUGACUUGAAGGAAGCGGAAGCGCAACGGAAAGUGGCUGAAGGAAAUUAUGCCAAGAGCUUGAAGGAUUUGUCAGAUUGUAGAUCCGAAGUCAAAGAUGGUGGUUUAAGAGUGACUAAUCUGAAAGCUGAAUUGGCAGGACUUGAUCGUGAAUUAAAACAAAAAAGAUCUGAGAUCCAAGAGCAGAAAUUCAUAAGCGACGAAAAAACUUCCACUAUUGUGGUGCUUGAAAAAAAGCUCGAGGAAGUAAGCAAUGAUCUGAACGAGAAGAGUAAUACCUCUGAAUUAUAUGAGAAUCAAGCAAACCAAUUACGUGAUAAACUUGACUAUUCUGAAAAAGAAUAUGAGACCAUGAAAAUGAGCUUUAAUGAAGAGAAGAAGUCCCUGCUGCAUGAUAUUGUUCAAUUGAAGGGCAAUAUAAAGCAGAAUAAAGCAGAGUUUGAAAGGGAGAGAAACAUGUUCAGCGAAGGCUCCGCGAAUAUCACCGUGGACUAUCAAAAAAAAAUUAAUGACUUGGAAGGAAAACUUGAUACGAUGGAAAAUAAGUACUCUGCGAAAUCUGAGGAGUUUGAAAACGAAAAGAGAAGUCUGAAAACUGUUAUCCGAAAAUGUGAAAGUUCGGCGCUGAGCAGUGGAAAAGAAUUGGACAUUUUAAGUCAAAAAAUAAAAACGGCGAAGGAAGAGCACAAAGCUAACAAAAAGAAAUGGAGUGAACUGGAAAGCUCGUGUCAUGCGCAGGUCAAUGCCCUCAAAGAUCAACUUAAAAAGGCAGAAUUAGCUUGUUCUCUGAAAACUGAUGCUCUCGCCUCAUUAGAGGAAAAACUUUCUGCCACAAUUGCAGAGAUCGAUGAAUUGAAACUAAAAGCUGGUGAACAUACGCAUAUACUGGAUGAAAAGAACAAAGCUCUUAAAGAUGCUAAGAAAUCCGAAGAAACUUUCAAGCAAGCUCUCCAAAGCUCUCAAAAUGUUACAGAUAAGCGCUCGAUGGAGAUGAAUGUAAAACUGAUGCGCAGUGAGGAACAGCGCGAUAAUUUGAUUCUGGAAGCCAAGGAACUGAAGAAUGAGCUGAACGAGAAGAGUGCCGAAACCGAAGGGCUCCAAAAGGUGUUACUUAAACUUAAAGAGUUCGAGGAAAUAAACGAUAAAAAUGCUAGAAAGCUAAGCGAAAUGGAAAAACUAACGCAAGAACAGGCAGAAACAAUUCAAUUUGAGCAGGUCAAGAGUGAAAAAUUGACAGCUGAAUUAGAUACCAUAACCAAGGGGAAAGAAGAGAUUUCUGGCAAAUUAAAGCGUUGCGAAUCUAACUUGGCAAGUAAAACAGCAAAUCUCGAGGAUGAGCUCGUGAUUUUAAAAAAAGAGCUCUCAUCGUGGAAGGAGAAAGCAACAGACAGAUCAGAGGUUGAUGAUUUGAUGUUACUCGUUACUGAACUCGACGAGAAAAAUAGCAAGUACUGUAAAAAGCUCGAGCUCAUGGGAGCCGAACUUUCUUCAGAAGAUGAUGAUGAUGGUGAUGAUGGUGAAGAAGAAGAAUAA